Clunio marinus is the source of this 279-nucleotide messenger RNA. Lineage: Eukaryota; Metazoa; Arthropoda; Insecta; Diptera; Chironomidae. The record is from the annotation of a GenBank genome assembly.
AUGGAAUUAGAAGAAAUGAUUCUUAUACAAGGAAUGAAUCAAUUGUUGAAAAGAUUUUCCUUGAUUCACACCUACACGACGAAAUGGUUUUCAUCACUAGAAGAAGUAAGCAAAGAAUAUUGCAGAAUUAAUUCUCUGAAGGAAUUUAAUUGCAUGAACACAGAAAAAAAAUUCUUACAUUGCCAAAUGCAAUUUUUAUUAAUUGAAGGAAUCAACCAUUUAUGUUUCACAUUUCUUACAAAAUCUUGUAAUCUCGACUCACUCAUCUUAACAAUAUAA